Molecule: messenger RNA, 1737 nt
Organism: Aspergillus oryzae RIB40
Lineage: Eukaryota; Fungi; Ascomycota; Eurotiomycetes; Eurotiales; Aspergillaceae
Exons: 4
Coding region: 1-1737 (578 amino acids)
Biological process (GO): DNA-templated transcription; regulation of DNA-templated transcription
Cellular component (GO): nucleus
Molecular function (GO): DNA binding; DNA-binding transcription factor activity, RNA polymerase II-specific; zinc ion binding
Source: RefSeq, a predicted model, not a curated record
AUGAGCAACAUCACAACAGAACCUACAAAAAGCCGACGGCAAAAUAAAGGGCUCGCCUGUGAAGAAUGUCGUUCACGUAAACUCAAGUGCGAUAUGAGCCAGCCGCAAUGUAGCACCUGUCGCAACAUGGGUGUACCAUGCAUUACAAAUACGGCGCGGCGGCCACGAGGCCCGAGGAAGGGUCAUGUCAAUGUACUUAGAUCGCGAAUCGGUGGGUCGUACUUGUGUGAAAAGUUGCCUGAUAUUUCCGCUAAUCUGAUCGUGCGAAGUACAGCAUCGCUUGAGCGCCAGUUAUAUGAGAAUUCCGAGGCCCAGCCGAGUAGGCGAGAAAACUCAACAUCUACCCGACAAGCUUUGGAGGUAGACCAAGUAGUAAAGGUCGAUCUUAAUGAAAUUGAAAGGGUCAGCAUGGUACAUUCGCAAGGCUCACCAGAUGAUUUCUUCCCGGACACGCAGUCAAUUGGACUGCCUAAAUGGCCAUCGGUAAUCCCUUCAUUGGAAUUGGAUAGCGAAUGCGCUAACCCCAUCAAGCAAUAUACCCACAUCGAUGUCAACUUCAUGUCCGAUCGACGCCAGCAUAAGGCCACUGGAACUGGGCUCCCAGGCGAUGACACCGCAGUUUCUGCCAGUUCACCUUCCAGUUCAGCUGUCACCCCUAGAGCGCGCAGAUCUAUUAAACGCAAAGAUGAACUAACUUGCGGUCACAGGGACGACCUUUUCUUCGACCGCGCCUACCCCUUCGCUCCCAUUGUUCAUCAGCAGCGGUACUACGCGCGGGCAACCCACGAGUCAGACGCAAGAGAGCCCUUAACAUCCUUACAAUAUGCCAUACGAACGCUGGCGGCGUCAAUGGGUACCCAGUUCCAGGGUGUCCUACCCCUUUUGUACACUCAUACCUGUUGUUUAUUGGACGUGUGGGAGCAAAAAAUGCCGAACGAGGCUCUUCCCAUCGAAGUGGUCCAGGCGCGACUGCUCCUUGUCCUCUACGAGAUCCUAAAGAGUAACCCCAGUAAGGGCUGGAUUAGCGCUGGUCGCUGCUUUCAUCUGGUUCAUCUCGUGAAACUUGAUCAGAUUGACAACCCCAACAGUUGGCAGACAUCAAACCUCUCUUGGAUUGAGGUCGAGGAGAGACGGAGGACAUUCUGGACAGCGUAUACGCUCGAUCGUUACGCGAACCUCGUAAACGGCCUGCCGUUGGCCAUGAACGAUCAAAUGGCAAAGACUGCAUUUCGACAUCAACAGGCUGUUACGACCGAAUAUCUAGCCCCGGCUAUAGCGAAAAAGGGCGAUCAGCAGCUAUCACCCUACGCGAAGUCGAUAGUCAUGCUCACCAUCCUCGCACGUUGCCUCUCUCACAGAAACCAGUGCAACGUAGAGCGUAUCCUUGAUCCCACAUCCCAGGAAUGCAUCGUACGUCAUCGAGCACUUGACACAAUAUUGAGCCACGAGAUCCAGACGUCAUUGUCCAGCGCCGCUGCCGGUUUCGAGCCGUGCGACCCCACAUUCCUCUUUACCAACAUGCUGGCACAAACGGCGGUCUUAGUGCUUUUCACUGCUUUGGACUCGGUGCCCGAAGUCGCAGAAAUGUACCAGGACAUGUACGGAAGCUACGAGACCAAGGCUUCUAUGGCGACGGAAAGGGUCCUCAGCCAGGCACAAAAGCUGUCGCAAGUAGGAUCCUUCAAGGCAAGCCUGGUUUCUCACGAGUACUCGAGCAUUUCUGAUAAAAGAAAUUAG